CUACAGUGCUUUGAACAACAUGAAAGAAAUCACAAUGGAGAGAAAACCUAUAAAUGUAAGGAAUGUGGGAAAGUCUUCAUGUGCCUCAAAACCCUUAAAAAACACAUGAUAACACACACUACAGAUUCUCCUUAUAAAUGUAAGGAAUGUGGAAAAGUCUUCAAUUGUUCAAGUUCACUUCUAUUACAUGAAAGAAUGCACACUAGAGAGAAACACUAUGAGUGUAAACAAUGUGGGAAAGCCUUCAGUAUUUCCAGUUCUCUUCAAAUGCAUGAAAUAACUCACAGUGGACAGAAACCCUAUGAAUGUAAGGAAUGUAGAAAAGCCUUCAGAUAUUAUCAAAGUUUUCAAACACAUGAAAGAAAUCACACUGGAGAGAAACCCUAUGGAUGUAAAAACUGUAGUAAAGCAUUCAGUUGUCUCAGUUAUCUUCGAAAGCAUGAAAGAACUCACACUGUAGAAAAACCCUAUGAAUGUAAUAUAUGUAACAAAGCAUUCAAAUGUUAUCAAAGUCUUCAAACACAUGAAAGAAGUCACACUGGAGAGAAACCCUAUAAAUGUAAAAUAUGUUGUAAAGCAUUCAGGUGUCUCAGUGAUCUUCGAAGACAUGAAAGAACUCAUACUGCAGAGAAACCCUAUGAAUGUAAAAUAUGUAGUAAGGCAUUUAGAUGUCCCAGUUAUCUUCAGAUCCAUGAAAGAAAUCACACAGGAGAGAAACCCUAUGAAUGUAAAAUAUGUAGUAAAGCAUUCAGGUAUCCCAGUUAUCUUCAAAUACAUGAAAGGACUCACACUACAGAGAAACCCUAUGAAUGUAAAAUAUGUAGUAAAACAUUUAGAUGUCCUAGUUAUCUUCGAACACAUGAAAGAACUCACACUGGAGAGAAACCCUAUGUGUGUAAAAUAUGUAGUAAAGCAUUUAGGUAUCUCAGUUAUCUUCAAUUACAUGAAAGAACUCAUACUGGAGAGAAACCGUAUGAAUGUAAGGAAUGUGGAAAAGCCUUCAGUUAUCACACAAACUUUCGAAGACACCUGACAAUGCACACUGGAGAGAAACCAUAUAAAAGUGUACAAUGUGGGAAAGGCUUUAGUUAUCCCAGUUCCUUUGAAACACAUGGAAGAACUCACUGGAUAAAACCUCUUGAAUGUAAACAGCAUGAAAAAGACUUGAACUGGCCUUCAUUCUUACAUGAAAAUUCCAAUGGAAGAGAAAUAAACAUGUAA
Messenger RNA from Molossus molossus (Pallas's mastiff bat), 1221 nucleotides. RefSeq names its product zinc finger protein 791-like. The record is from RefSeq and is a predicted model, not a curated record. Gene Ontology annotation, biological process: regulation of transcription by RNA polymerase II. The transcript has 2 exons. The annotation marks the transcript as partial. NCBI's taxonomy places the organism in Eukaryota, Metazoa, Chordata, Mammalia, Chiroptera, Molossidae. Gene Ontology annotation, molecular function: RNA polymerase II cis-regulatory region sequence-specific DNA binding; DNA-binding transcription factor activity.